Molecule: messenger RNA, 6487 nt
Organism: Cryptotermes secundus
Lineage: Eukaryota; Metazoa; Arthropoda; Insecta; Blattodea; Kalotermitidae
Product: transmembrane GTPase Marf
Exons: 13
Coding region: 690-2984 (764 amino acids)
Biological process (GO): mitochondrion localization; mitochondrial fusion
Cellular component (GO): mitochondrial outer membrane
Molecular function (GO): GTPase activity; GTP binding
Source: RefSeq, a predicted model, not a curated record
AUAGGCCUCCGACAAUUGGUGUAUUGUUUAGUGAUACCUUCUUGCCCGAUGGCUCUCAGGAUUUCAUCAAACCUGUCAAUUUUCAUCCUGAAAUAUAUGUAGAACCGUUUUUCGUCCUUCAGGAGUUGAGGUAUCAAUGUAUAAAACUCCCUUAGUUCCUCUCUUGACAAGUUUAUAUCAUGAACCCAAGUGAUUCGUCUCUUUCGCCUAAAUACGAACACACAUAGCAACCACUUAUACAUACUUAAUUAGAGACUCGUUAUGGAAUUGUAAAUAUUUGUACAUAUAUAUGGCAUACUGAAUAUGUGGAGGAAAAGAACUACGCAGAUUUAGUGUUCAGUAAAAUACUUGCCGGGAUUCACCUUCGUCUUCAUCAAGAGCGACAGCUAAAAGCAAAACUUCCUCCAAAGACGGAUCCAUGAGUAUUUACCGCUGCGAUACCGAGCGGUCUACCGAGUGCGCUCGGUAGACCGAAAUACCGAGGCGAUAUACCGACUGCGAUAAUAUCGCGUUCCUCGGAGUACCGCGCCAGUGUGCGGACCUCCAUUUACCGCAAUGUAAUUAGAUAUCGUCCCGUACCGUACCGAGCUGAGUAUCGCGUCUGUGUGUGGGAGCCUUAAAGCUCUGCCUGCUGUUUGUUUCGCACUGUUUUGCAACCCUGCAUGAGCACCUUUUGGUAGUAUGUUGUUAUGGCUGCCUAUUUAAAUCGUACAAUAUCACUGAUGUCUGGGGAUGAUCCUGGAAUCCGCGGACCAUCCCUGGCUGUGGGUGAUGGUCGAUCAUUACGUGAUUCCUCUCCGCUUCAGAUCUUUGUCAAGGCAAAGAAGAAAAUCAAUGACAUAUUUGUGGAGAUUGAAGAUUAUGUUCGUGAUGCUGUUGCCUAUGUGCAGAGCCUACAGCAGGAGAGAAGCAUUGUGAAGUCUGAUGAUGCGGUGCAAGUUGAAGGCUAUAUUGUGAAGGUGAAAGGCAUCCGUGAUGUUCUCAUGCGGGAUCACAUGAAGGUGGCUUUCUUUGGAAGGACAAGCAAUGGUAAAAGCACUGUGAUUAAUGCAAUGUUACGUGAGAAGAUUCUUCCAAGUGGGAUCGGUCAUACAACUAACUGUUUCCUGCAAGUCGAAGGUUCGGAUAGUGGAGAGUCUUACCUUGUUACAGAGGAUUCCACAGAAAAACAAAAUGUCAAGUCUGUGGGACAGCUUGCUCAUGCCCUGUGUAAGGAGAAGCUGGGUGAGAGUCAGUUGGUGCAUAUUUAUUGGCCCAAAGACAAGUGUCUGCUGCUGAGAGAUGAUGUUGUGUUUGUUGACUCUCCGGGAAUUGAUGUGUCACCUAACUUGGAUGAAUGGAUUGACAGACAUUGCCUAGAUGCAGAUGUCUUUGUGCUUGUUUCCAAUGCUGAGUCCACUCUGAUGCUUACAGAGAAGAACUUCUUCCACAAAGUCUCUACACGAUUAUCGAAACCAAAUAUCUUUAUUCUGAACAACCGUUGGGAUGCUUCGGCUUCAGAGCCCGAGUUUCUUGAUGAGGUGCGGGCCCAACAUAUGGAACGAGCUGUUAGCUUCCUGGUUAAAGAAUUGAAGGUGUGUACACAGAAGGAGGCAAAUGAAAGGAUAUUCUUUGUGUCAGCCAAGGAGGCUUUGCAGGCUCGUCUGCUGGAACAGAAAGGCCAACCUGCCCACAGUGGUGCAUUAGCAGAUGGCUUUCCAAACCGAUAUUUUGAAUUCCAAGACUUUGAGAGGAAGUUUGAAGAAUGCAUAUCAAAGUCAGCAGUGAGGACCAAGUUUGAUCAGCACUCGCAACGAGGGAAGCUUAUCGUUACAGAAAUAUGGACAAUCAUGGAUGGGACAUAUGACCAGGCCCAGCAGCUGAGGACAGAGAAGGCUGUGGCGAAGAAGGAGAUCCAUGACAAAUUGAACUUCACUGAGCAGCAGUUGUUACUUCUGACGCAAGAAAUGAAAGACAAGAUCCGUCAGAUGGUUGAAGAUGUUGAACAGAGGGUAUCCAAAGCAUUAAGCGAAGAGAUCCGCCGCUUGUCCGUGUUGGUAGAUGAGUUCAAUUUGCCAUUCCAUCCCGAACAACUUGUUCUCAAUGUGUACAAAAAAGAACUUCAUACCCAUGUGGAAAAUGGGCUGGGCAGUAACCUGCGGGCCAGAUUGUCCACUGCACUUGCAAUGAACAUCGAGAACAAUCAGCGCGAAAUGACAGAACGAAUGUCAGCUCUGCUGCCAGCAGACAAGAAGCAGGUUUCUCUUAAUGUAUUACCUCGACGAGAGCCCUUUGAGAUUCUGUAUCGCUUAAAUUGUGACAACCUAUGUGCUGAUUUCCAUGAGGAUCUGGAGUUUAGAUUUUCAUGGGGACUUACUUCUAUCAUCUCUCGUUUUGCUGGCAAGAAAGCACCUAGUCUUGCAAUUACAAACUAUUCACAUCGGAUUCCACGUGAUUUGUUGUCACCAUCUGAAAAUCUUGAUAUGGCACACAUGAAGUUACCUUCAGAUAAUACAGACGACUGGUCACGUGUGGUUUCUAGGAUAGCCAUGGCUUCCAUUGGCUCACAAGGGACAGUUGGUGGACUUCUGGUUGCAGGAUUUAUGCUGAAGACAGUUGGAUGGAGAUUAAUUCUCAUCACAGGUUCAGUCUAUGGUUUAAUAUAUCUGUACGAACGUCUGACAUGGACCAACAAAGCUAAAGAACGGGAGUUCAAACGGCAGUAUGUCACCCAUGUGACAAAGAAACUACGACUGAUUGUUGAUUUGACAUCUGCUAACUGUAGCCACCAAGUUCAACAAGAGUUGUCAAGCACAUUUGCACGGCUGUGUCAUCUUAUUGACGAAGCUACCAAUGACAUGGACACAGAACUUAAGUCACUGGAGAAGGAAAUACGGCAGCUGGAAGAGGCCGCCAAUUCAGCCAGACUUCUACGGAAUAAAGCCAACUACAUAACAAAAGAGCUAGAAAUGUUUGAUGAUGCAUAUUUGAAACGAUGUAACUGAGUUGGCAGGUUGGUGUGACAUUGAGUAAGCCAUAGGGGAGGUUGUAUUCAUGUGUUGAAUGGCGUGUUGCUAGGUUAUCAGGAGAGUACCACAUGUUGCAAGAGGGAACUUAUUUUCUGAGUUCAGUUAAAGUGGAUAAAAUCUGCAGUGAUUUUUACAAUUUACUUAGCUUACAGUUCCAAAUUUCUAGUGAAGGAAUUGGUGAUAUUUGGCAUUCUUGGGAUGUAAAAUAAAAAAGAUAGCUUUCUUCUUAUCAGCACUCUGUUACUGUGAACUGAUUAGCAUCUUUCUGUAGAUAGUCUCACCACUGUAAUGUUAAUUCUGAUCUAAACAUAGGAUUGAGUAUCCUUCAACCUAAAGUUGAUCCGAUUGCCAUGUUUUUCAUGUGCCUCUCUCACAUCACAAAACUGCUGUCUUGUCGACUCAUGUUAACGCUUGAAAUCCGGCCAGACUACAAGUACCAUGGUUCUUGCCUCACCAGGAAAUCAGAAGUAGUACGACUUCUACCACAAAACUUGAAAUUGAAGUUAAGGAAGCUACCCAGCAUGUUGACAAUUAACACCUGCACUGUUCGACAGGUCAAAGCUUGUAGUUUUAUGGUUCAACAGCAGACAAAAUGCAAACAUGUGGCAAAUUAAAAAGAAACUGAUGCAGAAUUAGGAUGUGGGCAAUCUACAGCUGCAGUAAACAGUCCUGCAUUUUCUGGUCUCCCUGGAGUAGAGUCUAGCUCAGAAAUAACAGAAGGUACUUCUCCUUUUGAAUUAUUCUGCCUUUUUCAAAAUUAUUUACUAUGAAGUAGACAGGUUUGUCUGGGGGUGAGACCCAUUGAAGCCAAAUUCAGUGCUUACAUCACAUUUCCAGCAGAACACAAUAGAAAGACUCUUGACUGCCUUUGCAGUGUGAUGCUUCCCUCUGUCCUCAUGCUCCUUACAUGUUCUCUGUGCUCAGCCUUUUUCUCUUUAUUCUUUUGCAGGAAUCUUAUGAGCAAAAGGUUUUCUGCCUAAUACUCUGCCUGCAGAACUUGCUGGGCAUCAUUCUGCGAUUUGAUUUCCUGUGUCACUCAGUAGGCCUUCUGCCACCUUUUUGCAAACUGAUUGAGCUUGAUGUUGUGUUUGUAUUUCUUGCAAUGUUAUAUAUGGGAGUUUACUAUGGGAAGGUCAAAGAAGAGAAGAAACAGUUUAUUCUUACUACCACUUGACUGUCAGAAUGAAUGGUAUGACAUCUGUUCAUAUUUUUUGAUACAAAUUCUAUUCUUAUUAGAGUCUAGCAUUACAUGUGGCUUUUAGCUUUUCAUGUGCACAAUUCAAAUCUGGUGCUUCAGUUGUGUUUUCGUGAACAGUGCUUUGUACAUAAACAUCACAGACAUCUUGCAAUUUUAUGACUAGGAGUUGAUUUAUCUGUAGAUAAACUUUUUCUCUCUUCCUUAUUUUCUUUGAAAAAUACAGUUUUGACAUUUCUUUCCUAUUUGCCAUAACACUCUUCCCUCCUGCUUUGGUUCUGAGUGCCCACAAACGGUCAUAAAUUGUGAGACUUGUGAACCAUCUGUCCAUGUACGCCAGUGUACCCGUUAUUCUUUGCUGGCUCAUGCAGUCUGUCAGAAACACUUAAUGAUGUGUUAUAUUCUGGGUCUGUAGAGUGUGCACCUUGAUACACAUUCAGCCACUCUUUGCCCCACAUAACUCAGAUAUUUUUGUUUCCUGCUUAUGGUAGCUUCCCUUUCAUAAAUACUUGAAAGUAUAUUUAGCCCCAAAAUGACAUACAGCUUCAUCAGUUGACUUGUGUGUAUACUUGAGUGUCAUUAAAGGAUGUUAAAAAUUGAUCCCAAGAUGUUCCACCUCAUUUUGAGUAAGUUGUUCUCAUAACUCUCCAAACUGACUUUUUCACCAUUACAUUCUGACAGAGUUUGGCUUUACAGUACUUUCUUGUCUGUUUUUUAUUUAUUUAUUUGGUGUUCUGCAUAAGUUUAUUUCUCUUUGAAUCAAAAUAUUUGUUUGAUGAGAAACAGAUGGAUUAUAUUUGUAGGAAAACUGUCUUCAGAAAGAUGCAAAUUUGAAUUUGCUAUCAGUCAAGAAAUUGCAGCCAUGUUUUCGUUCCAUUCUCCCUUUUGGGAGGAAUACAUGCCACUGCAUGCCCUCUUCCACCAUCUUUGGACUUGAGGUUGAGCAGGAACUAUUUACCUUCUUCACUGCUGUUGCUUGUGGGUGAAGUUCAGAAUCAUCAACAAUUUCAUCAGUCUCACAGUAGAAACCUAGUUCUAGGCUGCAGGUUAUGUUCCAUCACCAAGUUGCUUGGCCUCUGAUAGCAGAGAGACAGAACCACAUGUGAAGGAGGAGGAAGAGGAGGAGAGAAGUAUUACAGUUCUGGUCCUGUGCAAGCAGUUGCAGUGAUCAACUUGAGGUGGCAUAUCACAGUGCUACACAUGUAGACACCUCUAUAGAUGACAUGGUGAUAGCUGGGCAACUGGAAGACAGAAUUAACAGUCAAAUAAAAGUGUUUUGAUAUUUGUUUUGUGUAUUUUUGAAUAAUCACAUAGACCCAGUGAACACAAUAAUACUAGAAGCUUUGGCUUGUUGAAUGUUGAAGAACUAUGUUGAUGUAUCAGUUCCCUUACUCUGAUGUUUUAAAGUUGAACUAGUACUCGUACUGUCUUUGGCAUUUUUUGAAACGGGGUGGAUAGUAGUGGUACAACUGCUGCAAUCGGGGUGUUAAGAAGGAAUAAUGGGUGUGGCUAUUGAAACAUUUAUUGUACAGUGUAGAUGAUUGUCAUUAACAACAUUUAGUUAAACUAAUGGAAUACUUUUUGUGUGAGUGGGGAUUGUAAUGUUAAUUUUUCUUUGAGCGGAAGACUCAAAAGAAUUAUGUUCUUCACUGAUGCUGAGUAUUUUUAUACUUAUAAAUUUGACUAGGAUUCAUGGUUCAUGAAUUACUGACAAUACUACUCCAGAAAGUAAAAAUAACCUUUAGUACUUCUAGAUGGAUUUAGAGACCUACAUGUUACAGAGAUGUAAUAGGAACAUAUAGAUUUCAGACUUUGGUGCUAUGAUAUGUGGAGCCAUAUGGUGAUGUUUACAAGGUUAAACAGUUUCUUUCUUCAUGAAUUUAAUGGAGUGUUGAUUUAUGUGUAAAAUGGCGUUAUGAUUUUUUAUAGUGUUAUGCACAAGCUGUGAAGUUUUCUAUGAGUGAGUUUAAAUUGUUGGCAGUGGUUGUAUGUAGGAUAAACUUAAAUGAAAUGUAUGUUUGGUUUUAUUAAUUUAGUUAGUAGAUCAAAUUACAUGAUGUUUGUUGCUGAUAUGUUUGUAUUGGUUGAACAUUUGUGUAAAUAGUAAUUAUACAGAUUCUGUUUAAAAUUUCUGUAAUAUAAAUAUAAACUUUCACUGCUUUAUGGUAUAUGUAGUCAGUUGGCUAUAUACCAUGUCUAGUCAGGCAGCUGAUUGUAGAAAUUACAUGUUUCUGUAAAACAUGUUUAAUCUAAGGUUAAAAUAAUUAAAUGUAUUACAAAAUCU